AAUGCUUAACUACACUUCCCAGAGUCCGUAGGAAACUUGAGGACAAACGCAAGACAGGAAGCAGAAAAGUGUUCCCCAGAACUCUCUGCUCAAUGUUUUAGGUGGUGCGUGCAUAAUGGCGGAAAACUUAAAAGAGAACCCCUGAGCAGACGACUUUUUGCCUACAUCUACAAGAGUCACGUCAGCUCAAAAGCUCCAAAGCGAAGUGAUACUGUUUUAAACUACCGUUAUGGAGAAGGAACCGAAUGCGGGCGUUUCCAGCAUGGAUUUGCCUGAGAAUGUAAACCAGGAGUCAUCACUGCACAGAGCGAGAGAAGAGGGUAACGGUCUGCCGACGUGCAGCACGCAGAUCUGUGACAACUCGGCUAAACCACAAAUAUCCCCUCUGAAGAGAAAACAUGAGAGAGAUGAUGAUGAUGAUGACGAAGACACGUCUCCAGUUAAGAAGUUGGACACGGGCGCGGGCCACAGCGUGAAGGUGGCCUCGCACUACAACACCUUGCAGGAGUGCGGCCUAGCGGCGCGUAGCCAGAGCAGGAUCUUCUACAUGCGCAACUUCAACAACUGGCUGAAGAGCGUCCUCAUUGGUGAGGUCCUGGACAAGGUGAGACGGAGGCAUGGGGAGCUGUGCGUUCUGGACCUGGGCUGUGGCAAAGGGGGAGACCUGCUCAAGUGGAGGAAAGGCCACAUCGGCAGGCUGGUGUGUGCAGAUAUUGCCGCGGUGUCGGUGGAGCAGUGCCAGCAGCGCUACAGCGACAUGAGGCGGAAGUGCCGUCCGAACGACGAGAUCUUCGCCGCGGAGUUCAUCGUUGCCGACUGCACCAAGGAGCUGCUGUCCGAGAAGCUGAAGGACCCGGAGAUGACCUUUGACCUCUGCAGCUGCCAGUUCGUGUACCACUACUCGUUUGAGUCGCGGGCGCAGGCGGACACGAUGCUGAGGAACGCCUGCGAGCGGCUGAGGCCCGGCGGCUUCUUCAUCGGCACCACGCCGGACGCCUUCGAGCUCGUGAAGCGCCUUGAAGAAUCCGAGUCCAAUUCCUUUGGGAACGAGGUGUACCGGGUGACGUUUCAGAAGAAGGGAGACUACCCCCUCUUCGGCUGUCAGUACGACUUCAGUCUGGAGGGCGUCGUCAACGUCCCAGAAUUCCUUGUCUACUUUCCGCUGUUUGAGGAGAUGGCAAAGAAGUACAACAUGCGCUUGGUCUUCAAAAAGACUUUCCGCGAGUUCUUCGAGGAAAAGAUACAGAAUGAGCAACACAAGUUUCUGAUGAAAAAGAUGCAGGCUCUGGAGCAAUACCCAGCAGAUGAACGAAACAAGCUAGCGUCAGACAGCCCUGCGGAGUACGAGCACGUUAAGCAGAGGAUAGAGUGUGCUGAUGUAAAAGCCCCUUUGGGUACAUUAAGCCAGUCUGAAUGGGAAGCGACUAGUAUAUACCUGGUUUUCGCUUUUGAGAAAAUGUCCUGAACACCUUUGGGCAAAUGCCAGAUCUUCAUAUGCGCAUCUGCAGGUGGAUUUGGACCAAUGACAGCGGAUGUUGCUUUAGUGUCGUACUGUAGUUUGUUUUCUUUUUUUGUUAAAGUAACUUGUGGUCUAUUAUAUACAAUUUUUAGAAAGCUCUGCAUCUCAAUAAGCUGUAAUUGUACAUUGUGUGGAUGGACAGUAGCACUGUAAAACCUUUGUGUAAUAAGAUGUGCUUUUUUAUGGAUGAACGAAUAGGAUUUUUACAAUGUCAGGUUGUUUUCUUUUGGGUUUUUUUUUCAUAUUGCUUUAUUCCCCGGUCCCCGCCCCCUCCUAUGUUUAUCUGCCGAUAAUAUUACAAGCUAAAUGGUUUGCAUUCACUGUCCAAAGACUGCAAAAUGUACACAUUACGAGUUGAGCAUUGAUGGAAACUAAAAAGGAAGAGAUGAACCCUUUAAAGGAUGUUUUCGGACAUUAUUAUUACCCUGGAACCUGGGGUACUGAGUCAUAAGGUUUUUUGGCUGGACCGCAACAGCGGGGCCAGCCAUACAAACGCGAAUGUCUGUGACUGAGUGACUGCGUGAGUAAUGAAGUUACACCAUUGGUCGGCCGAGUUAUGAUUUAGACCAUUGGUCGGCCGGAUCACGUGUUAGGUCCAGCCAUAUACUAGGUUUUGACCUGGUCUUGUUUUUCUUGGUUUUAGACUACCUCCGAUCACAAUGAUGUUUGUGCACACAUAAUUAAUGGCUGAGGCAGAAACUGGUAGUUGGGUGAAUGUAAUAUUUGAAAUGCCACAAAACAUUUGAUUUUGCCACAAAGUGAUAUUUCCACGAAUAAAGCAGCUGCUGGUCCUCGA
This is a messenger RNA of Anguilla anguilla (European eel), 2315 nucleotides long. RefSeq names its product RNA (guanine-7-) methyltransferase (gene rnmt). The record is from RefSeq and is a predicted model, not a curated record. Bases 230 to 1465 code for a protein of 411 amino acids. Gene Ontology annotation, biological process: 7-methylguanosine mRNA capping. Lineage: Eukaryota; Metazoa; Chordata; Actinopteri; Anguilliformes; Anguillidae. Gene Ontology annotation, cellular component: nucleus. Gene Ontology annotation, molecular function: mRNA 5'-cap (guanine-N7-)-methyltransferase activity. The transcript is spliced from 11 exons.